CACUGAUCAACGCUCGCAUUGGCACCCCCCUGUCGCUUAUCUCUCCCAUCACCACCACCACCAGAGACCUCCUAACCACUCCCCCUUCCCUCGCUGCCUCUGCUGCGCUUCAUCAUGGGGCACUUUGCCAGGUCGGCCGUCUUGUCGACGGUCCUGUUGGCUCUUGCUGCCUCCACCAACGCCGUUCUGACGGCGCCUACUGCUGCCAUCGAUGCAUUGAAGCAAGACGAUGCUCGUGCAUACGCCCACGACUUUGCUCUAAAUAUUGGCAAAGAUGUCCCCGCGGUUCACCAUGUCCAGCAGCGCAAGUCGCUCGGCUUUGGUCCCCACCACCGCCAUCGCAAAUUCGUCACAGAGCCCGCCCAGACCUCGUCGUUGAUGCCGCCAUCCGCAAAGACGUCAUCCAUCCACGAGGCUGCCCUCGAUUUGGCCAGGUCGCUCGUGGGGGGCAAAGGAAGCUUUUACGUCCGUGAUGACUCGUACCUCGAUCGUCAGAGCGGACUCUAUUAUGCCUAUGUAAAGCAGACGAUCAAUGGGCUUGUCGUCGAGGAUGGCGACCUCAACGUUGUCUUUUCUCCAGAAGGCGAGGUCCUUACGUAUGGUACCUCGCUCUAUCGCGGAGAGGUGCCUGAGCUUGCCACCAAUCCUAUACAUGCUUCGGCAGACGGCGAGCUGAGCGAGGCGCGCUGCGCAUCGAUUCGCGCCACCAUCGAUUCGCUGACCUCCACGGAGGGACACUCAUACACGAAGCGCGAUCAGAUCGUCUUUGCUCAGGGCAAAGAGGACGCGGAUGCGCUCCGGUCGCUUCAGGAUGACCUCUACCUCUACUGCGAUGACCCGUCAGACUCGCCUUACCUUCGCGGUCUCGACCUUGGCUCUAGGCUUCCUGGGUCCAUUGCCCUUGCCAAGGGCCGCGUCAUUGGCGGCAACCGGGCCCAAAUUGUGGACCCGCGCCUUGCUGUGCUCAACUUUGUCUCGGAGGCAACUGCCGAUGAGGAACUUGCGGCCUCGCUCGCUGCAUCCUCAAGCCAGCGCGAAGAGCAAGCUGCCUCGAUUGUCUCCACAUUUGAGCACUCCAUGCGCGCAGAUGGCCACGAGUACGGCACUGAGAAGAUGCAUUCGGUACCUGGAACUACGGGCCCUGUCUCGGCACGCCUAAGCUACGUCCAGUCGAGCGAGGGUAAGCUCAACCUUGUCUGGAGUCUCGAGGUUCCGAUGGACCACGACGCAAAUUCGAACCUGUACCAGGCCACUGUUGAUGCCACAACGGCCGAGGUUCGUUCCGUCGUCGACUGGGUCCAGAGCGCACCGGCCCAUGCCCACAGAGCAUCAGAAGAAGACGAGGGAGUGGCUCAGGAAGCACUCUACAAGGUCAUCCGGUGGGGACUCAACGACCCCAGCGAAGGCAACCGCACCCUGGAGGCGGGCAUUCACGACUACUCUGCCUCGCCCUACGGUUGGCACUCGAUUCCUGCUUCCAAGAAGGCCGACAAGCACUUUAGCGACACCCGUGGAAACAAUGUCUUUGCCUCGGCCUUUGGAAGCGGAAUGGACGACUGGGAGGUACCCGACCGUGCUCGUCCGGUCGGCAAGAAGGCCGACAAUGGAUCUCUGAUCUUUGACUUCCCCUUCCCCUGGCGCAAUGCAAACGCACAGCACGACCCUCUGGACCCUGAAAAGUAUGCCGACGCCUCGACGGUGGAGCUCUUUUAUCUCAUCAAUGCCUACCACGACCUCCUCUACCUUUAUGGCUUUACCCCUGCCGCAGGCAACUUUGAGGAGGCCGAGGCCGAGGAAGGCGGCAAGGGUGGCGACGCCAUUGCUGCCUACUCCCAGUCCAGCGCCGGCACCAACAAUGCCGACUUCACGAGCCCUCCUGAUGGAUCUCGUCCUCGCGUGCGCAUGUACAAGUGGCACACCAAGGAGAAUGCCACGGACCGCGAUGGAGACUUUGAGCAGGGUAUCGUUCUGCACGAGGUCACCCACGGUGUCUCCACCCGUCUCACGGGUGGGCCUGCUGAUUCGAGCUGCCUGGGCUGGGGCGAAGCUGGAGGCAUGGGCGAGGGAUGGGGCGACUUUUUCGCGACCAUCGUCCGACGAAAGACGCCAACGAGGGACAUCUACACCAUGGGCAGCUGGGCCUCGCACAACAAGAAGGGAAUCCGCCGCUAUCCUUACUCGACGAAUCUGACCAUCAACCCAGAGACGUACAAGACCCUCGACUCGCCCGGCUACUGGGGCGUGCACGCCAUUGGCGAGGUCUGGGCAGGAAUGCUGUAUCAGGUCGAAGAAGGUCUGAGGGCCAAGCUUGGAUGGUCACCCGAUCUCUUCCCUCCUACGGCCAAUGCGACGCAGAAGGAGCAGGACGAAUUCUUCCUCGGUGAUGACGAGCUGGACAAGCUCCUGGGCGGCAAGAAGCGCGCCAGCCAGCGCCGUGUUCCUCGGCAUGGCAACACCCUUGCCUUCCAGCUCAUCAUUGACGGCAUGAAGCUGCAGCCCUGCCGGCCGGGCUUCUUUGAGGCCAGGGACGCCAUUAUCAAAGCCGACGAGCAUCUGACCGGUGGCGCAAACCAGUGCCUCAUCUGGGAGCGCUUCGCUCAGCGCGGCCUGGGCACAGACGCAAAGGUCGUAGGACGGACGCCCUGGGGAGGCGGAAUCCGCACGGACGGCCAUGCUGUGCCCUCCAAGUGCAAGUCCAAAGAGGCCUAGCCGCAUCGCCUCUUGCCUGGUUGCGCGACACAACAUUAUGACACGAAUCUCUGCUUUCUCAAUGAUGAAUCUGCAUGUCCAAAGAGUGUUGCUUUAUAUGACUGAAUCGUCGAGAUGUGGGCGCCUCUUGAGUCUUAAAGGACAGAGAAGGAAGGGCCUGCAAGAUAGGCGUUGCUCUUCUCAGCGCUCACGAACAGGUAGCACAGAGAACGAGAAUCACA
Molecule: messenger RNA, 2930 nt
Organism: Acaromyces ingoldii
Lineage: Eukaryota; Fungi; Basidiomycota; Exobasidiomycetes; Exobasidiales; Cryptobasidiaceae
Exons: 2
Coding region: 115-2709 (864 amino acids)
Molecular function (GO): zinc ion binding; metalloendopeptidase activity
Source: RefSeq, a predicted model, not a curated record